This is a messenger RNA of Alternaria conjuncta, 480 nucleotides long. RefSeq lists its product as uncharacterized. The coding region runs from base 1 to 480 and encodes 159 amino acids. The transcript is spliced from 2 exons. The record is from RefSeq and is a predicted model, not a curated record. NCBI's taxonomy places the organism in Eukaryota, Fungi, Ascomycota, Dothideomycetes, Pleosporales, Pleosporaceae.
AUGUCUUUUGGCUUCUCCGUAGGAGAUAUAAUCCUCGUUAGCCAAUUAGCGUAUGACCUAUACUGUACCGUCAGCUCUGGAAGGCAAGCAGCGUCGCGCGACUUGAGAGAGCUCGAGGAGGUGCUCUUCAGUCUGAGAUGCGCUCUGGAUCACCUCAAAGAGGUGUCCCAUGACGUGCUCACAAGAUCAGGGCUCCCAGAUGGCGACGAGCUCAUGGAGAAGCUUGGUAUGAUGAUCAGCUCUUGCGCUUCAACGUUACAGGAGCUAGACACAAUGACGAAGAAGUAUCGUCUGGUCGAAAAUGAGGCAGGUAAAGAGAAGACUAGCCUGCGCACGUUGGAAGAUGUCAAGAAGAGUAUUCGCGUUAACUGGCAGAGGGUACGAUGGGACCGCGAGAAGCAGUGGCUGCAACAAUACCGAGAGAAGCUAAAGUCGCAUACCGAUGCGAUAAACCUCAUCUUGACCUCGGUGGUCUGGUAA